AUGGUCACCCUCACAGAUGAGCAACGAGAACAAAUUCAAAUUCUCGAAUCCUUUCUCGAGCAAGGAUUGAUGGAUCCAGAAGAUUUCGAGGAAGAAAAGAAGAAAAUUCUCAGUGGUGGAUCCAUUGCCGAAGAAGACGAAGAUGACAGUCCAAUCGUCACAUCUUCCAAAUUUGGUAAUACUCAAUCCAAACCAUCGACCAGUGUUGCUAAUAACAACAACAACAAUUCCUCCUCUGCCACCACCACCACCCCAACAACAACGACACAACGUAAACACAUUGUCAAAGAAGAUUCAAGUUCAGACGAUGAACCUGUCAUUAAAUCAUCCUCCAGUCAUUCAAGAGGAAUUGGUGUGAAAUCUUCACCUGUAGUCGUUGUAAAAACUUCAACAAACAACAAACCAACAGUUGUGAAAUCUUCCAACAGCAACAUCAACACUCCAUCAAGAACAGUGAAUACUCAUUCAAAAUUGUCAGAUUAUGACACUUCAGAGAGUAAUGAUGAUGACAAUGAAGCAGUUGCUGUCGUGAGUGGAAAUGAUGAUGAUGAUACAACUUCUUCCGAUCGAGAUUUUAUGAAAAAUAUUGGUGGAGGAAGAGUCGUUGCCACGGGUCGAAAAAUUUUACAAAAUUCCUCAACCGAAGACGAAGAGAGUGGUGACUCACAAGAUGAAAUUAUUUCCAAGAUUGGAAGGAAUGCAAUGGUGACCUCUUCUGUGAAAAAGAAUGAAAAGAGUGGAUAUCAAUUGAAUUUAACAGCUCAAGAACGACAAGUAUUAAGUGCUGAACAAAUUCAACAAUUGGAAAAGAUGGCUCAUUUGGUGGAUAGUGAAAUUUUGUCAGAAGAUGAAUUGUUGUCAAAAAAGGAAAAUUUGGUGAGACAACAAUUACGUAAAAUUGAAGAAGAAAAGAAGAAGGAAGAAGAAAGAAAAAGACAAGAAAAAGCUACUGUCGUUACGAAAUCGAUCAACACAGCCAAGACAAGUGUUUCCAAUGUUCAAGAUCAAUUGAAAAAACUUGAAGAUUUAUUCAAUGCUGGAAUUUUAACAGAAGAAGAAUAUCGUGCGAAAAAAAGACAACUUGUACCUGAAGAGAGUUCUGAGGAUGAAGACGAGGAUGAAGAUGAGGAUGAAGAUGAGGAGAAGGGAUUAAAAUUGAAAUUAACUCCUCUUCAACGUGAUCAAUUAAGCAAAUUAGAUUCUUUACUCGAAAUGGGUAUUUUAGACAAUGAUGAAUACGAAGAAAAGAAGAGACAAGUGAUGGGUUUGAAGAAUGAAAAGGCACCUUCUAAAAUUAUUACCAAAAAACAAGAGGCCAAUAAGGAAUUUGGUGACGUGAUGGAAAUGGUUGUUUUCAUUUCAAAUAUUAGAGCCAGUCCUGAGAAACCAUUCAAAUUGAUUUAUGAAGGAGAUCAAGUCAUGUAUCAACGAGAAGAAGAUUCAGCUGCUGGGAAGACCAUUAUUGUGAGAGGUGAAGUUCCAAAAAAGCCAAAAGAAGAUACCAUUGUGUCAUUGUGUGUCGAUAUGCCUCAAAUCAAUAUUCACACUCAACAAAAUUUCAAUCUUUCAGAACAUGGUCGAUUCAUCCAAAUUCAAAUUACUCAAGAGGGCAAUAGAAAUAAUAUUAGAAUCAAACAACAACAUAAUGACUCAUUUGAUACUGAACAACAAUUGGGUGACAAGAAUGACGAGAUGAGUAGAAUUUAUGUUCACUAUUCUGGAAUUCCUGCAAGUGAAGAAAAACCAUUCAAGUUAUGGAUUGGUGACAUGCUCGCCCAUCAAAUUACAGAACCAAUGACUAAAAGUCAAAGUGGUGUGCUUAGAGGAGCUAUUCCAAAAAUUAAGAGAUGCAAUCCUUCUACGGAGUCUCAUCACGAUGUGAAACUCAAGAUUCACAUGCCAAUGCUUGAUCCUGAAGAAAAGGUUUAUAUUGUCAACUUGACUGACAAUGGUGAUCAUGUUGGAAUUUACUUGGAUGGUUCAAAAAUUAUUGUUAGACAAGAGAAAGACAAGGUUGAUUCAGACAGUCCAAUCUUGGAACCUGUAAAAUCUAAAAAAUAA
Molecule: messenger RNA, 2061 nt
Organism: Naegleria lovaniensis
Lineage: Eukaryota; Heterolobosea; Eutetramitea; Acrasida; Naegleriidae
Exons: 2
Coding region: 1-2061 (686 amino acids)
Source: RefSeq, a predicted model, not a curated record